This is a messenger RNA of Kalmanozyma brasiliensis GHG001, 342 nucleotides long. RefSeq lists its product as uncharacterized. The coding region runs from base 1 to 342 and encodes 113 amino acids. NCBI's taxonomy places the organism in Eukaryota, Fungi, Basidiomycota, Ustilaginomycetes, Ustilaginales. The record is from RefSeq and is a predicted model, not a curated record. The transcript is spliced from 2 exons.
AUGAAGCUCUUCUCUGGUAGCGUUAUUCUCAUCGCUGCCCUGGUGGCAUGCUGCUUCCUGCAAAUCGUGCAAGGCGCUCAGAUGCCCCAUAUCCGUCGAUCUCUCGACACCACUGCUCAUGGCACCACCUCUGUGACCCAACUUGCCCGCAGGUGGUGGUUCGGCUUCAGCGGCUCGCUCGGCCGCGUGCAGGGUCAUCCCGGGGAGAUGGUGGUCGUCACCUCGGACGGAAUGAUCCAUAGACACCCCGCAGGCACUGCCGAAACGCAGCGCUGGCUCAACUAUCUCCAGCGCAAGGGCGUCAAGUAUGUCGUCGUCGACGAGGGCGGUAAGACCAACUGA